Molecule: messenger RNA, 1476 nt
Organism: Ananas comosus (pineapple)
Lineage: Eukaryota; Viridiplantae; Streptophyta; Magnoliopsida; Poales; Bromeliaceae
Product: factor of DNA methylation 1-like
Exons: 6
Coding region: 138-1217 (359 amino acids)
Biological process (GO): gene silencing by siRNA-directed DNA methylation
Source: RefSeq, a predicted model, not a curated record
GCUUCAUUUCCCCUUCACUCUCUCUCUCUCUCUCUCUCUCUCUCUCUCUCUCUCUACGGCUACGCCCUAUAAAAAAUCUCGGGAGCGAAGUUGGGGAAGCUUUUGAGGUUUCGAAGGUCGGCCUCGUCUUCUCAGAAAUGCCGAGUCUUCGGCGCGUGGCACGGGAGAAUGCUCGAAGGAUUUUUGAGGAGAAGGAGAAGCUGAGAUUAGAGUUGGAGAAUGCUCGAAGGAUUUUUGAGGAGAAUGAGAAGCUGAGGCUAGAGUUGGAGAAUGUUCAAAGGAUUUUUGAGGAGAAUGAGAAGCUGAUGCUAGAGUUGGAUGCAAAGAGAAAAGAACUAAAUUCGCGAUGCAAGCAACGAGACAAGUUAGAGGCUGAAAAUGACGGCGAGAAGAAACAGCUUGAUGACGAGAAGCAAAAGACUGCAAUAGAGAACACUUCACGGGAGUUGCCAUCUAUGGUCCAAAAGAAGGCCGAUGAAGAUGUUCGGAAGCAUAUUCAGGCUCAGAAGAGGGAAAAAGAAGCUGCCAUCUCAAAAAUAAUAGAAUUGGAGAGGCAAUUGGAUCAAAAACAACAAUUGGAGCUCGAAAAAGAGCAGUUAGAGGGGACGCUUCGAGUGAUGAAGCGUUUGGAAGGAGAAGAUGAUGAAGAUAUCCACAAAAAGAUGGAAAAUUUGAGCGGCAAGCUGGAGAGCGAAAAGCUGCGUCUGGCAAAACUUUGUAUAGAUCUCAUAAGCAAGGAGCGCAAAAGCAAUGACGAGCUAGGAGAAGCUCGAAAGGAAUUGAUUAUGGGUUCCGAUGACUUGCUGAGUGGCCGCACUAAUAUUGGAAUCAAAAGGAUGGGGGAACUUGAUGAAAAGCCUUUUCAAAAUGCAUGCAAGAGAAAAUAUCAGGACGAAGAAGCUGCCAUUAAAGCUGCAGAGUUGUGCUCAAAUUGGCAAGGGCAAUUCAAGGAACCCGGGUGGCAUCCAUACAAGAUCGUUGAGUGUCGUAGAGAAACUAAGGAAGUUGUUCCGAAGUUGAAGGAACUGUGGUUCGAAUGGGGGGAUGAUGUCUACAAUGCGGUCAAAACAGCUUUGAUUGAGCUGAAUGAGUACAACGCUAGCGGAAGGUAUACAGUGCCUGAACUCUGGAACUACAAAGAAGGGCGGAAAGCAACUACGAAGGAAGUAAUCCGAUACAUAUUUGAGCAGUGGAAGAUCAAUAAGAGGAAGAGAUGACGAACCGGCUAUGAAUUGCCAGACAUGGCGUCGAAUGCCUCUACGUUUCUCAUCUAAUGUGGAGCAACUAUAUAUUGUACCUGGAUUUAAUGCUGUAUUAUAAGCUUUUGUAUCACUGUUGUAAGAGAACCAUUGCUGCAUAAGCAGCUCUUCCCUUGUUUCUGAAGUUGUUUAACAUCUUAAUGGUCUCUUGUCAUGUAGUUACAGUUAUUAGUUGCAGGGGGUAAAUUGCACUAGCAGCCCCAACUUUGUGUUUUUG